This is a messenger RNA of Antrostomus carolinensis (chuck-will's-widow), 387 nucleotides long. It is a transcript of the gene NDUFS2, whose product is annotated as NADH:ubiquinone oxidoreductase core subunit S2. Gene Ontology annotation, molecular function: quinone binding; NAD binding; oxidoreductase activity, acting on NAD(P)H. Lineage: Eukaryota; Metazoa; Chordata; Aves; Caprimulgiformes; Caprimulgidae. The transcript is spliced from 4 exons. Gene Ontology annotation, cellular component: respiratory chain complex I. The record is from RefSeq and is a predicted model, not a curated record. Gene Ontology annotation, biological process: mitochondrial electron transport, NADH to ubiquinone. The annotation marks the transcript as partial.
GCUUUGCCUUAUUUUGACCGUCUGGACUAUGUCUCCAUGAUGUGCAAUGAACAAGCUUAUUCCUUGGCCGUGGAGAAGCUGCUCAACAUCCGCCCACCUCCGCGGGCUCAGUGGAUCCGAGUUCUCUUCGCAGAGAUAACCCGGCUGCUCAACCACAUCAUGGCUGUGACCACGCACGCCUUGGACAUCGGGGCCAUGACCCCCUUUUUCUGGAUGUUUGAGGAGAGGGAGAAGAUGUUUGAGUUCUACGAGCGGGUAUCGGGGGCGCGGAUGCACGCUGCUUACAUCCGUCCUGGUGGGGUGCACCAGGACCUGCCCCUGGGGCUGAUGGAUGAUAUCUACGAGUUCGUGAAGAACUUCUCCCUGCGGAUAGAUGAGGUGGAGGAG